AUGAACACUUAGGAUGAGAUACUUUUGUUAAAGAAGUGCAUCUGUGAAUUUUUAAAUAAAUUACUUCCCACUAUUAAGGAUCCAUUAAUUUUAACUAGAUAAAGACUUAGUUAAUUUAAGACUGUGCUAUUAGAUGAACUAAAAACCAUAUCGGAUGUGUACUUCUAUGUCUAGACACUUUAAUUUCAAGAAGGGUUAGUCUUAAGAACUGAUACAAAGAUUGAACAUGACAGAAAUCCUUCAGGAACGAAUUUAGGCAUGAUGAACUUAAAUUCAAACCCAACUAUAUCAGAAAGAAGAGUAAUUCCUAAUUCCUUUGGUCUAAAUAGAGGAUUAGAUACCUAAUAAAUAAAUGUUGGAAACUAAGCAAAUAUAAAGAUUGAGAAUGCAUCCUUAAACUGUUAGCAAAAUCAAAUUGUUGAGGAUUAGUAAGAGAAAGAAAUUCCAAAGUUGGGCAAAGAUAUAUUUUUUAAAAGACCUUCAACAAGAAAGUUAUCUAUUAAGACUAAAGAUACAAAAUCUAUAGAAAAUAAUUAUAAACCAAUUGAUGAAAUUUAAAAAUUAAAUGUUUAUGGAUAAAGAGCAGAUAAUUUUAGUGUUCUGAAUAAUUAUUCUAAAAAAAUACCCUUUUUUGAUAAAGAGACAUUGCUAACUGAGAUUAAGGAGAGUGAAAAAAUUAUUCGUAAGAACACAACUACUUUAAAUGCUGUGUAUAGUAGAAGUUUUGAAAUUAUGACUGGCGACAAAGAAUAAAAUUCUGAAUAAUUAAAUAGCAUUUAACAAGGCUUGCGUGCAUAAUAAGAUUUAAGAGAAUUAUAAAAUGCCUAAAGGAAUGCUACAUUGAAAGGGUAUUCGAUUUAUGCUAAGAAAGAUAAGGAUAUUGCAAAAUAGAGAAUGGAUGAAAUUGCAUAAAUUAAUGAUAAAAAGAAACUAUAUUUUUGA
Molecule: messenger RNA, 942 nt
Organism: Paramecium octaurelia
Lineage: Eukaryota; Ciliophora; Oligohymenophorea; Peniculida; Parameciidae
Source: the annotation of a GenBank genome assembly